AACGCCGUUAGCGACAAACAAAUCGCCAACGCGGUAAUAUCGUGGCAAAACGACACAAGUAAAGUAAGCAAAUGGAUGGACACAGCUACGUCGUUCACGGGACACGAAUUCACACGAAGGGCGACCAUCGCUCUCAACGCCGAGAUCGACGAGCUGAACCACAAGAAGAUCCUCGACAUUGCCAUGGGGCAGAUGCCCAUGGUGCAAGAAGCCAAUAGUGUGCUCGAGACGCAGGGAACCUUUCAGGAUGUGGUGAAUGUGCUCCGGGUUAUGGUCACCGACGGCCCGGACACGGCGCAGGAUUCGGUGAAUGCUAUUAAUCAGAAUCGGUGUGUUAAUGUUCUGCCCAAUAUUGACAAGUACUUCGCUGCUGCCGGCUCUCCCAUGGUGAAGGCCACGAGACCAACCGGAUGUCUGGAGAUUGAG
Molecule: messenger RNA, 426 nt
Organism: Pseudomassariella vexata
Lineage: Eukaryota; Fungi; Ascomycota; Sordariomycetes; Amphisphaeriales; Pseudomassariaceae
Exons: 2
Source: RefSeq, a predicted model, not a curated record